AUCUAAUCCAUCAGUCGGAGGUGAUUUCGAAUGAAGAUAACAAGUGCUCCCGCAGUUGGUUUUGUUGGAAGAAAAACGAUGAGCUUUCAGUAGAAUGAUAAAGAACAUUCAUCAAAAUAAGAUACAAAGAAAGAGUUAUUUAUCGAAAGGUUCCCGAUAUAAUAUAUUAUAAGAAAUCAUUCGGAAGGUACUGAAAACCGCAAUAAAAUGCAAUCGAAACUACAAAAAUUGCACAUAAUCAUUCUACUCACGGGCCUCCUGGCCACCGACGUUUGGUCUAUACCGGCAAACGUCAAUUCUCAACCGGCAGUGGAAGCGCAGAAUGAUUUGACCGGUGCGGAGUCGGCUCAAUUCGGUGGUUAUGGUGGUGGAUACGGCGGCUAUGGAAGAGGUUACGGAGGUUAUGGAGGAUACGGCAGAGGAUAUGGUGGUGGUUAUGGUGGAGGAGGGUACGGUGGUGGUCUCGUCGGAAAUAUCGGCUAUGGCCGCACUCCGUACGUGGGAACAGGUUUUGGAGGUGCAGGAUUCUUGGGUCGUUGAUAUUGAAAACUUGUAAUGAUAUUAAGUAAUACAACUUAAACAUAUAUUUGUAAUCAAAAUCUUGAAGAAUAGCGACUUGUAAGUAUAGAUUAAUGGAAUAUUAUAUAAGUGUAUAACAACUUGAAGGUGAAGGAACAAUUAUCAAAUUUAGUUACGGCUACUAAGUAUUACUUCCAAGGUUUAUUUUGAAAGAUUUGUUAACAUAAAGCUAUAAAUAAAUUUAUACGCGUCGUUUAUGAGUCUGUAGACAGCCAUGAAGUAUUUGUAGAAUUGUGAUUUAUCUAAUAUAAAUAGAGUCAACCACCAAGCUAUGAAACUUUGGGGAAAUAAAUAUGAACGGUCGUUUCUUGACCAAGCCCAA
This is a messenger RNA of Wyeomyia smithii (pitcher-plant mosquito), 901 nucleotides long. RefSeq names its product keratin, type I cytoskeletal 10-like. NCBI's taxonomy places the organism in Eukaryota, Metazoa, Arthropoda, Insecta, Diptera, Culicidae. The transcript is spliced from 3 exons. The record is from RefSeq and is a predicted model, not a curated record. The coding region runs from base 208 to 540 and encodes 110 amino acids.